CGGGAAGAGAUCAACCUAAAUGGUGAGAUCAAUAAGUGAUGGUCAAGGGAACUUAAUAUUUACCAAGGUGGAGAGAAAAAUAAAACAAUGGGUGGAUCACUUGGAACGACUCCUUAACCGAUUAUCAACCUCAACUCGUAGAGAAGUACCACGAAGAACGGCACUCAGAGAACUGCCAGUAGACAGCAAUCCUCCAAGGAAAUCAGAACUCUUGAAUGCAAUCAAGUGGCGAUUGAAGGUCAGUGGGGCAGGCAGCAGCAGCAGCACCAGACAGAUUUCCUCCGGAAACACUGAAACGAGUAGAGAGACCAUAGCGGAUAUGCUCACGUCACUGUUACACAAUUUUGGAAAGGAGGGAAGGAAGGAUGAAAGGGAAGAUACCUACUGAUUGAUUGGAAGAAGGGCUACUACGUCAAACUACCAAAGAGGCCCAAGGAGCGACUGAAACCAGUGCAAGAACUGGCUCAGUAUCAUGCUGUUGUCAACGCCAAGUAAAAUACUAAGUAACGUCACCCCAGAGAGAACAAAAGAUGCACUGGAUGCAGAACUCCAUCAGCCUUCAACAAGCUAGAUUCAGGAAGGGCAAAUCAUGUGCUGAUCAAAUUGCAACUCUACGCAUCAUC
Messenger RNA from Trichobilharzia regenti, 623 nucleotides. The record is from the annotation of a GenBank genome assembly. Lineage: Eukaryota; Metazoa; Platyhelminthes; Trematoda; Strigeidida; Schistosomatidae.